UCUCGGGCGCGCUCCUCCUCCUCCUCCUGCUGGGCCCGGCGGUUCGGCAGCCCGGAGGUGCCGCGCCGAGCCCAGGCUGGCGGUGGCCAUGGAGGGCGGCGGCGAGGCCCCGGGCCCGGCUGCUGGCAUGUUCUCCUUGGCCGGGCUCGGAGCCGCUCUGCGGGCCGUGCCGGAGGCGCCCGACCCCGCCGCGCUGAGCUACUUGCAGCUGCCCUGGCAGCGGGAGCGCCGCGUGUGCAAGCUGCCCGUCCAGCACCGCCGCCGCAGGGCCGCCCGGCUGCACCGCAAGGUGGGGCCCAUGGGCAAGGAGAUCCACGCUUUGAAAAGGUUGAGAGAAGCUGCCAAUGCUAAUGAUUUAGAAACAGUGCAGCAGCUUCUGGAAGACGGGGCCGACCCCUGCGCUGCUGAUGACAAAGGCCGAACCGCGUUGCACUUUGCUUCCUGUAAUGGCAAUGACCACAUAGUGCAGUUGCUUUUGGAUCAUGGAGCUGACCCAAACCAACGAGAUAGUCUGGGAAACACACCCCUCCAUUUGGCUGCCUGCACGAAUCAUGUUCCUGUCAUCACCACACUGCUCCGUGGAGGUGCUCGAGUAGAUGCCUUGGACAGAGCUGGAAGGACCCCUCUGCACUUGGCCAAAUCAAAGUUAAACAUCUUGCAGGAAGGCCUUUCACAGAGCCUUGAAGCAGUUCGUCUUGAAGUAAAGCAGAUAAUCCAGAUGUUGCGGGAAUACCUUGAACGUCUUGGGCGCCAUGAGCAGCGGGAACAAUUGGAUGAUCUUUGCACCAGGCUACAGAUGACUAGCACAAAAGAACAGGUGGAUGAGGUUACUGACCUGCUGGCCAGCUUCACCUCCCUCAGCUUGCAGAAGCAAAAGAUAGAGAAGAGGUAACUGGCUUUCUUGCCGCUCUCUACUGAAAAGAGAAGCCUGGCGCUCACCUGUAAGACUGUGGCCCUGCUGCCAAGACCAAGUUUUGGAUUUGUGCUGAGCCCGUAAAGGACUGUAAGGCACAGUCACUUCCCUGGAUGAUUCCUCUGGGGCAAGAUGUUAGUGUAGAAACUCUGAUCUUGAGAAUAAGGGGCUGGACUUCACUCUCCUGCUUUAACAAGCAGGGUCAUGUCGUGUAGAGGGCAAAAUGUUUUCAGCACACCCUUUCAGAGGCAUCUUUAAGUUCCUGCAAGUGGUAGAUCCAUUGUACUUCAAGCACAUCUGGGAAGCAGCUGCCUGGUAUGCCACCGCUCUCAAGUCUGCUUCUUGUUUGGUGUUCUCUGUUUUUAAGCACACGAAUCACUGGACAUUUGUACACAUGAUGGGAGGUGCUAUCCCUCUGGUGAGCAACCUUUUUUUUAAAAAAAAAACAAGGGUCAUAAUUUGAACUGAGAGAGACUGAGAAGCCAGCAGUGCUGCUGUGCCCCCUACUGAGAUAUGAAAGGCUGCUUACCGCCCCGCCCCCCGCCAUCGCCGAUCUUAUGUCCCUCAGCUGCUCAUUCCCAUUUCCUGUAUUUUUUUGGGACCUGCAGAAGAAUCAGUAGCUGAUGUACGCAAAGGGAGAAUCCUGCUAAAGCUUUCGCUGUUCAAAGCCAAACAGGAAGUCCUUGGGGGACCCGGAGUGAGUCUUCUAUCCCCAACUUGCCUAUCCAUACCGUAUAUCCUUCUCAUGGCUUUCUCCUCACUCCCUUCUGACAGUUAUUUAAUCUGGUCUGUUCCAGAAAAACAAAAACAGAAGUAACUUUUCAUAUUACUUUUUCCUUACCAAGGCUCUGCACGUUAUAUGGAGUGUAGAGGGAGUGUGCUUUCCUAAUGGGGCUGCGUGGUUAGGACAAUCGACACUUCCUGGGCUGUCCCAUUAUGCUAAGCUUCAGUUCACUGGGCCCUGGAAAAGUCUUUCUUGAUUUGUAUCAUAGAUUUAUUACACAUAAAGGGCAAGGAAGGCUUGCCUUCUCAUUUUGGGGCUAAAAUAAAAAGCUUUUUGCAGACUUACUAUGAAAAGGGGCUAAGAGAAGGGCUUAUCUUACACAAAGGAAGGAGCUGGGCUCUUGAUGCUUGCCAACCUAGCAGGCUAAAACCCCUCAAAGAUGUAGUUGCUUCAUAACACUGUGUUUUGACUUCAGCCUGUUCACAACACUGUGUUUUGACUUCAGCCUGUUCACAAGUGUGCGUGGGGGGUGGGGGGGCAGUGUAUUUAGCAAACUGGUUCUCCGGAGUCCCUGGUCUUGUUCUCUGCAUCCCUGACAUUCAAAACUGGUUUUAGGACCUUGAGACCUAUAAGAUCCUAUGACCUUUGGUUCUAAGUAGGUGGCUUUGGGGGCAGAGAGAACUUAACUGGAUUCAUAUUUUUAGAUAUGUUUAAAUCUUAGCUUUCAUGACUCAAGCAGCUUUGAUAGAGAAUCCUAAAUGCUCAGGGGAGGAAAGUUUGGGGCUGACUUGACCUGACCUUGCUGGAGCCAUCACUGUGAAUAUGAAGAACUUCAUUCCAAUGUGCAAGGAGGGUGGGAGGCUAUUUGAACUUUUCCAUUGUAAAUUUCAAUAAAAAUACUGUCUGCUUUCAAGGUG
This is a messenger RNA of Eublepharis macularius, 2554 nucleotides long. RefSeq names its product ankyrin repeat domain 54 (gene ANKRD54). NCBI's taxonomy places the organism in Eukaryota, Metazoa, Chordata, Lepidosauria, Squamata, Eublepharidae. Gene Ontology annotation, molecular function: protein binding. The transcript has 8 exons. The coding region runs from base 89 to 892 and encodes 267 amino acids. The record is from RefSeq and is a predicted model, not a curated record.